Molecule: messenger RNA, 5326 nt
Organism: Stomoxys calcitrans (stable fly)
Lineage: Eukaryota; Metazoa; Arthropoda; Insecta; Diptera; Muscidae
Gene: RhoU
Exons: 9
Coding region: 2293-4194 (633 amino acids)
Biological process (GO): small GTPase-mediated signal transduction
Molecular function (GO): GTPase activity; GTP binding
Source: RefSeq, a predicted model, not a curated record
UUGCCGCUUAACGUUGAGAUACGGGAACGUUGUCCGUCGCGCCGUUAUUGUGAAUGAUCAAAACAAUUUGUUGGUUCUGUGUACAUAUCAUGAAAUAACGAAACGUGAAUGUGCUUGUUGGUUGAUGAUCGAUGAAAUCUGAAUUUAUAUACAAUAAGCUGGAGAAAGUAAAUUUAUAAAGCAAAGAAAUACUUAAGUUUAUAUUAUUUUGAAAAUUUUAAAAGAAUUAUUAAACAUUUAUUGGAAAUGUAAGUUGAUUUUUACUUCUUGUGAAAAUUAUUAUAAUGAAAAUUUAAAGCUUACAAAAUUCCCAAAAAAAUUAACACCUGUUGUAUUGCUCAGUGCGUGAUUGAAUUUUGUUACAAAAAAAGGCUAUACGUUACAUUUCUGCCUGUGCGCGUUGGUUUUGUUAUCUUCUUUUUUUGGUUGCCUUGCCUUUGUGUUUUGUUAUAGUGUUUAUGCAAACCUUUUUUGGAGUACCUUCUUUGUAUAGUGGCCAAAUAAAGUAAGCGGCGCGCAAAUGCUUUAAAAAAAAAGUGAUGUCUCUGUGGUGUGAAUUAACAUUUAAUUUGGUCAAUUGUCCAAAUAAAGAGUGUCAAUAGAAAUUUUAUUUAAAGCGCAACUAUAACUAUAUUAUGGUCAAUUAGAAAAUAAAACAAGUUUGUCAACAUGAAAUCAAUAUAAAAAAUUUGGUAAGAGUGCUGGUGGAAAUGUUGAAACUAAAUUAAGGAAAGUGAAUUUUAUAUGAAAUCAAAAGAAAAAAAAAGAAUAACUUUUAACCUCACACUCAUUUCUUUUUCAAAUAUUGAAGAAAAGAAAAUAAAAAGGAAUCAAAUCAAAUAAUCGAUUACUUUAAGUGCGUCUACAAAGAAAAUAAACAAGCCUCACUCAGGCGGCAGCAGCAAUCGAUCAAAUCAAGCAAUCCCCCCAAACCACUUGUUAUCAUUUAGUGCGUUCACUGUGUGUCAUUGUGCUUUUUAUAAAUAAACAAAAAUAAAAAUCAAUACACUUCUAUACUCAUCUGUUUGCCGCGCUUUGUGCUCCCCGCCCCACCAAACCUACAAUCAUACACAGCACCAAGUUUGUGUGUUCUCUUGAUUAAAUUGGAGUAUUGGUAUAUACAUAAAUUAUUGAACGACUGAUGGUGAUGGUAGUGGUGUUGGCUCCUCUUCAUCGUUAUCGCUGCAUGAUAAUCUCCACCCAUGAUUUCAAUAAUCAUGGUGUUUUGAUAAAAACACAAGACCAUCAUCGGCCAACCUAACAAACCAACAUUUGUCUGUCUUUAUCGUAUCUCUAGCCAGCGAACAUCAUCGGUCACCCCCCAAAACACACACAUGAGAAGAGUAGAAAGAAGAAAUUGAAAGAACCAUCAGCCAGUCAGUCAUAAUAAUAAUCGUCAUUAUUGCUGUUACUUGUUUUAGUGUUGUGCACUCUUAAAGCGCUUGUUUGUAAUAAAUUUUUUGGAAUAUUUAUUUAGCCAAAAUGCCAUAAACAAAUUAAUUCAAGUUAUUAAAGUAAAAAGAAUACACAAAAAAUAACAAAACCAAUCAAGUGCAAGUAGUACAAAACUUGCUCUUUCCUUUAUAUGAAGUAAACAAAAACAACAAUUGGAUAUCUUUAUGUUAUCGAUCUGUCUAACGAUAGCAAUACACAACAACAACAGGAGAACAUUUAACGGAUUAACUCUCAACUCGUCUACUCUCAGUAAAAGUCAACAAUUGUGCAUGCUAGCAGUCAACCAGUACCCCGUCUACACCAUUUGAAACAAAUAACAAGCCAAGAUAUGAGAAAGCAACACAAGUUUCACAUUUGAUUGGAUUUCCUUUUCGAGUUGUUCGACUAACAAAGCAUUAAAAUUUGCAAACAAAUCAAAAUACAUCGAGAGAAAGAGAAAAACAACAUCCAAUCCCAUGCACAAAGCAAAGAGAUUUCCUUUUUGCCAAACCUGCUGUUUUAGACAGCUGUUGCCGCCACACCAUAACGCAGCAUCAGCGAACUUGAAUGAAGAAACAAAUGUUUUAGCGUUUCUUAUUGUGAGCACUACCUGAGAAUGAAGUUUUGUUUGCCGCCUCGUCCCAUAUAAAAUAUCAAAGUAAGUCAGCAAAGGCAAAGACAACGACAAAGGAAGUAUUCGAUAUCUCAGAUAAAGCAUAUACCACUUCAAGCAGAUUUUAAAUUGAAAACGUGCUUAGUUUUUCAAGAAACACUAAAACAACUUCUCAUUGUGGAGGCACUGAAAUACUGCCGGGCCGCGCAGCAACAUCAUCAUAAGCUGUCGACGUUAUCACCACAAUGACAGUUAAAUUGGCAAAAUUAUUUAGUAAUUCCGCAACGAACAACUCCUUGAGCUCAUCCUCAACGCAGCAGUCACAGCAACAGCCACCUCCAUUGCCCCCGCCAAAUCCGCCGCAAGCCUAUAGCAGCUAUUAUAACUCGCAGCAGUUUUCCCACUUGCAGGGCAAGCCACAGAAACCCUACAAUCCCUAUAUGGACGAUGAGGAUGAUAAUAUGUCGUUGUAUUCGACAAGCGCCUCGAUUAUGACAUCACGCGAUCAUCCGUUCAAUAACUCCCAAAGGCCUUUGCUGGCCGAAAGGAAACCACAAGUAGUGGUGGCCAAGCAAAAUGGAGGCUCCGGCAGCAGCAGCAGCAAGAAGAAGCAACAUAGCUUAAAUAACAAGCAAGAUGUGCUGUCACAACAUCAGCAGCCCCAGCCGCAGCAGCAGCAGCAGCAACAAAGACAACAGAAACCCUAUAUCUCUCCAUAUGUGCAGCAACAGAAACGUGAUAGUGCCAAAGGUUUACAUGGCUUCAAUGAUUUCGACAUUCUUUCCCAGCAAUACAAUCAACACUUACAAUCCUCGCCGCACAUUGGCUAUCCUUACGGUAGUCCACCAUCGCCCACACAGACCUCCAAUGAUUUUGUAUUCGAUUCUCAGCCAGCCACAGAUCAGCAGUUUGCGAGUAUUUCGACUGCUUUAACAUCGACACCACGUUAUGGCAACAUUAGCAAUUAUGGUUCUACCUCCUCCUCGGCAACAGCUUCCCCCUAUUAUGUCAAUACGGAUAGCAUUUGCCCUAUGGUGGCGGCUACGGCAACCUCUUCCACCACCACCACCACUCGCCGUCCUUGCCCUGGCACUAAUGUGGAGACCAAUGCCGAUUAUUAUGGCAAAUCUUCACGUUUCGAAGAUGAUUUCUGUAAUCGCCGUAACAUGGACUUUGCCAAGAGUCACACUUUGCCCGAUACACCAUCGACGGCUAAUAGUAGUCAUUUGCAUGAGGGACCCUUCAUUUUUGGCCUGGCCCCAGAACAUCAGACAGAUUUUACGCGUAUGCCAACGGGUGGCAGGUCAUUUGGUGAUAUUUCCGAGGAUUCGGGCAUAACCAAAGACGAUGAUAAAUACUCAACAAAAGGCAGGCAACAACAAGCUUCCACAAGCGAUACAAGCUCAACUUCACGCGACGAUAGUACAACAACAACGGCAAGCAAUGAUGGCAUUGCCACCGAUGUCAGCAAUAGCUGUCGAAAAGGAGCUGCAAAAUUCUUAUUGAGAAAACGUAAAACCAAGAAAUCUCCGAGAGAAACUAAAUCCUUGAAAUCUCAGGAAAAGCCCUGUGUUAAAUGUGUGGUUGUUGGUGAUUGUGCCGUGGGGAAAACCAAUUUAAUACUCUCAUAUCUGGAGAAUCGUUUCAAUACGGAACAUGUGCCUACAGCAUCAGAUAUUUAUAACGCUGAUGUUAUGGUCAACGAUAGCCCAGUGCAUCUAACACUCUGUGAUACAGCCGGUCAGGAUACGUUGGAUCCACUGCGUGAACUUUGCUAUCCGGAUAGUGAUGUAUUUCUCCUAUGCUUCUCAGUGGCCAAGCCAGAAACAUUCCAUGCCAUCAAAACAAAAUGGGCACCAAAAUUUGCCAAAACAAAAGCAUCGCUGAUGUUGGUUGGGACCCAAGCGGAUUUGCGCACAAAUUCAAAUGUUCUGAAUAAAUUGCAGUCGAAUGGCGAAAAACCCAUUUCGUAUGCGGAUGCUUGGGAUUUGGCAACAACAAUUGGUGCAAAAUACAUUGAAACUUCAUCAGCAACACAGGAUAAAGUUAAAGAAGUCUUUGAUACGGCCAUCUGGGAAGGAUUAGCACCUACCAUUCUGCCACCCACACCGGCGCCAUUAUGGAAACGAUUAUUCUGUUUGGCCUAAAGCAGACGCACUUAGCUCGGCCAUCAUCAUCCUCAUCAUCAUAGAAGGCCUCAAUUUGCUUCUCAAUGCUGCAUCAAAGAGAGGAAAAAUUCAAAAGAAAUUGAAAAAAAUAACCUAGAAGAAAAACAAAGGAAAAUCUUAAGAAAAUGCAUAAAUAGACUGAUUAAUGUUAUAAAAAAGAAUUUCUGUUUUUUAUACGCUACCUACACAUAUAAAGCAAAGAUCAUAUAUGGAAUUAAUUAUGAAAUUAGGUGUUAAGAGAAACCAGCACACUUCUUUAUAUCCGCACAUUGUAUUCGUUUUUUUUUUUUAGUUAGAAGGAAAACAACAAAUUAAUCCUUAAAAUCAACCAUGUUUUCUUGUUGUCAUCAUUAAGUUUGAAAAUUGUGUUAACCACUACCCUUUAGAACUUUGUUUUGAAAAAAAUUUUUUACGAAAACUCAAUAACCCCCCUAAAAAAGUUAUUUUUUAUCUACUUAACAUGAUGUUUGUCCUUAAAUGUUUAAUUAUUUAGUACUUAUUCCUAGUUAUAGUUGCAAGAAGACAACCACCACCAACUACUUACCUUUUACCAGCUACAAUUAAAAAAAAAAAACAACUAAAUGUUGUUUAUUAUGUAUGAAUGUUUCUCAUGAAAAUAUACAUUUAUAUAUCAUUAUAUUGUUAAAUUUAUAUCAAUAUUUAAAUUCUAAAAUAUUUUUCUAGUAUUCUUAGUUUAUAAUCUCUAGGCAUUACAUCUCCAUAUCAUCAGCCCCACUUAAGGGAUAACUCGUAUCAUUUACUGCAAAAAUGAAACAAUUUAGACAAUUAUGUUAAACUUAGUAAAGACUUUGUUGGUAAUUGUUUCUAAACUUGUUUAUUGUUGUAAAUUAUAAUAACUUUUAUUUAGCAUAUGCAAUUUGUCCAAUGUGUGUUAUCUCCAUUUGCAGUGAAUUAUCCUCAUUAUUAUUAUGAUUAAUCUAAGAUUAGGGCAUUUCUGUUUUUGCUGUUAAACAAAUGUCUAAAGAGUUUUAUGAUAAAAGUCUUGAAAACAACACUCAUUCCAUCCAUCCAAGCGAACAUAUUGUUAAUCAAUAAGUUUUAUUUUAUGCAUCAUUAUAAUAAAUUUUCUGAUAUAUCGGUCAAGCAUUAA